CGGCUUUUGUUUUGGUAAUAUUUUGGAAGUGUGCAUUUUAGUUUGUGUAAUUUCUGAGCUUCAAAAUGAAACGGCGCAGUCAAACGCAGGCACAGGCCGCCAAAGAGGCCAGCAAGAAGCCCAAGGAAAAAGCUGGUGCACUCACCUUGGCCCAAUUCAGCUCAGAUGUCAUUUGGCAGCUAGCAUCGCAGUACUGGUCACCGGAGUCCAAGUCCGAGCAUUUGCCGUACAGUGCGGAUAUCAUCGAAACAAUAUACGCCGAUGAGAUAACGAGCGGAAAGAACAGCGCUCGUCGCAUUAAUAUGCUGGAAUUCAGCCAGUACCUGGAGCAGUAUUUGUGGCCCAACUACAAGCGAGAGACGGCGACUCACGCGCAUCUUAUGUCCAUAGUGAUCAUGUCGAACGAGAAGUUCCGCGAACGCGUCGAGGUUUGGAAUGUGUUCGAGCAGUUGCCAGACCAGUAUCCGGCAUUCUUUCGCCACGUGCUGAACUCCUGCUUGCCGGACCAGGCAACAAAGAAAUCCAAUAGCACGCUGCGCGAGCGAACUGCGCUGCUCAUGUUCUUGAAUCACUGUUUCAACAGUAUGGAAAUCGAGCUGUGUCGCGAGCAGGCCAAGCGACUAGUCUCCCUCUCCAUGUGGCACUGCCUGCAGCCACGUAGACGUGAGCAGGAGCUGCGGGACGUACCCGAAUGGCGCAAAUAUUGGAAGCGCCUGCAGAAAAAAGAGAAGGAUAACACCAAGCCAGAUUUAAUGUGGGAACGUCACUUUAUGCAAAACCUCAUCAUUGAUUUCCUGAACAUACUGGAACGCAUUCCCGCUGAAGGCGAACUCAACAGAAACGUGGUACACUACUGCGAACGCUUUCUGGAGUUCAUUAUCGAUCUCGAAGCGCUGUUGCCCACUCGCCGCUUCUUCAACACUGUCCUGGAUGAUUGUCAUCUGAUUGUGCGGGCUCUGAUGAGUCCGCUGGUGCAGCGCGAGGAGGGAAAACUGUUUGGUCAGCUGUUGGAUAUGCUGAAAUUCUACACACGCUUCGAGAUCAACGAUGUGACAGGCAACUCACUGACCGAUCAUGACAUGACGCAGCUGCACUAUAAGAAGAUCACGUCGUUGCAGCGUGCUGUUUUUGCCAAGUUCUCCACACUGCGCGUCUUUGCCUUGUCCAACGUGGCAACGGUGGACAAUCGCGAUUCAUUGGAGAAGCAUUUCGGUGCUCUGGAUGCGGAGGGACUCAAACAGAUUGCCACAUUUCUUAAUCUUGUGCCAAAUGAGGCGGUCGAGCCAUUUCAAUGGCAUCGCUUGGAUGAAGAGUUUCUGCGUGAGUUGCUUAUUACGCGACAUGAGAAACGCUGCUCACAGCUGGAGGCGCUCAAUGAAAUGCCACUGUAUCCCACGGAGCAGAUCAUUUGGGAUGAGAAUGUGGUGCCAUCGGAAUACUACACGGGAGACACCUGUCUGGCUCUGCCAAAGCUCAACUUGCAGUUCCUCACGCUGCAUGAUUAUUUGCUGCGCAAUUUUAAUCUAUUCCGGCUGGAGUCCACCUAUGAGAUACGUCAGGACAUCGAGGAUGCCGUCAGUCGUAUGCUGCCCUGGCAGUCAGAGGACGGUGACGUCGUCUUUGGUGGAUGGGCACGCAUGGCGUUGCCCAUUGCCAGCUUCGCUGUUGUCGAGGUGGCCAAGCCGCAUCUGGGCGAGAAGAAGCCAUCACGCGUGCGUGCCGAUGUGGGCGUGACGCUCUCAGUGCGUCGUGAGAUUAAGGAUGAAUGGGAGAACCUGCGCAAACACGACGUCUGCUUCCUGAUCACAGUGAAACCCACACAGCCCUAUGGCACCAAGUACAAUCAUAGGGAGCCCUUCAUACCACAGGUUGGCUUGGUCAGUGUGCGCGGUUGCGAGGUGGAGGGCAUGCUCGACCCCAAUGGCCGUGUCAUCGAGGACGGACCAGAACCAAGACCGAUGCUGCCGGGUGAGCAGCGGAGCUAUCGUGUGUGGCUCGACUCGAAUCAGUAUCGCAUGGACAUGGAUGACUUGCAGGAGGGCGCUGACGAUGUCUACGAGAGCUUCAACAUUUUGAUGCGUCGCAAGCCCAAGGAAAAUAAUUUUAAAGCAGUGCUGGAAACCAUUCGUCAUCUGAUGAAUACGGAAUGUGUGGUACCACCGUGGCUGCAUGAUAUACUCCUUGGGUACGGUGAUCCGGCCGCGGCGCAUUACAGCAACAUGCCUAAUCAAGAGCGCAGCCUUGAGUUCAAUGACACGUUCCUGGACUACGAGCACUUAGAAUCCAGUUUUCCCGACUAUGAACUGAAAUGCGAGCAAGCAGUGGGCAAAAGGGAGCCGCCCUACCGCCUCAUCUUUGAGGAUGUGGCCGAGCAGCGAGACAGUGAUACAGAGGAGAUGCAGGCAGAACAGCCAGCUGUAUCCAAAUCCAUUAAAGUGCUGCCAUGCAAAUACGAGGCAAGAGGUCCCUAUCCCAGCGACAAGCCCAAACAAAACUGCAUUCGCUUCACACCGACACAGAUCGAGGCUAUACGCGCUGGCAUGCAGCCGGGUCUUACUCUGGUGGUGGGUCCACCCGGCACGGGCAAAACUGAUGUUGCCGUGCAAAUCAUUUCGAAUAUCUAUCAUAAUCAGCCCAGUCAGCGGACGCUGAUUGUGACGCACUCCAAUCAGGCGCUGAAUCAGCUUUUCGAAAAGAUUAUGGCUCUGGACAUCGACGAACGGCAUCUGUUGCGUCUGGGUCAUGGUGAGGAAGCACUAGAAACAGAAAAGGACUAUAGUCGCUAUGGUCGCGUCAACUAUGUGCUGGCAAAGCGCAUGGAUCUGCUCAGCCAAGUGCAGAGGCUGCAGGAGGCGGUCGGUGUUAGCGGCGACAAUGCCUACACCUGCGAAACGGCAGGCUACUUCUACUUGUAUAAUGUAAUGGCUCGUUGGGAGAAGUUCCAAAGCCAGAUGGACGUACAUAGUGCUGAGACGGAUAGGGACAAGCUGUCUUCAGUAUUUGAAACCGAGUUUCCCUUUAGCAAAUUCUUUUCGGAUGCGCCACAGCCACUUUUUAAGGGUGACAGCUUUGAGGAACUCAUGAACAUAGCACAGUCAAACUUUCGCUACAUUUCUGACAUAUUCACGGAGCUUGAGGAAUUCCGCGCAUUUGAGCUGCUGCGUACGGGCCUGGAUCGCUCCAAAUAUUUGUUAGUCAAGGAGGCCAAGAUCAUUGCCAUGACCUGCACACACGCGGCACUUAAGCGCAAGGAGCUGGUGAAUCUGGGAUUCCGCUAUGACAAUAUACUGAUGGAGGAGUCAGCUCAGAUAUUGGAGAUCGAGACUUUCAUACCGCUGCUGCUGCAAAAUCCGCUGGAUGGUCUAAAUCGAUUGAAGCGCUGGAUCAUGAUUGGCGAUCAUCAUCAGCUGCCACCUGUCAUCAAAAACAUGGCCUUCCAGAAGUACUCCAAUAUGGAGCAGAGUCUUUUUACUCGUCUGGUGCGUCUAGGCGUGCCCACUGUUGAUUUGGAUGGUCAGGGUCGUGCGCGUUCCAGCAUCUGUACGCUGUACAAGUGGCGCUACAAGAAACUGGCUGAUCUGCAGCACAUUUUUGAGCGUGACGAAUAUAAGAAGGCCAACGCAGGAUUGGCCUACGACUAUCAGCUUAUCAACGUGGAAGACUUCAAGGGCGUGGGCGAAUCUGAGCCCAAUCCGUACUUCUAUCAGAACCUCGCCGAGGCAGAGUUUGUAGUUGCUCUGUACAUGUACAUGCGUCUGUUGGACUAUCCUGCUGCCAAGAUAUCAAUUCUGACCACUUACAAUGGCCAGAAGCAUCUCAUACGCGAUGUUAUUAAUGCACGUUGCGGCAACAAUCCGCUCAUUGGCUGGCCGCAUAAGAUCACCACUGUGGACAAGUAUCAGGGCCAACAGAAUGACUAUAUACUCAUCUCUCUGGUGCGCACCAAAGCUGUGGGUCAUUUGCGAGAUGUGCGCCGUUUAGUUGUGGCUAUGAGUCGUGCCCGUCUCGGACUGUACAUCUUUGGACGCGUGUCGUUGUUCAAGAACUGCUUGGAAUUGCAGCAGACGUUUAAAUUACUAAUGCAGCGCCCACUGAAUCUCCGGCUUGUGCCAUCAGAUGCAUAUCCAACUGAGCGUCUGACCAGCAACCCAGCCUCUGACAGUAUAAGUAAAACCGUUGAAAAUAUGACAGAGAUGACACAAUUUGUCUAUGAAUUAUACAUGAGUAAAAUGGAACAGUUAAAGGACACCCUGCCCACUGAGGAAGAGCUGCACGCUCUGCGCAGUCAAUUGCCGACCGAAGAUGAUGAUGAUGAGAAUGACAAUGUUGUCGCAACUGAGUCCACCGAUGAGCCGCCUCAGAAGCGAGCAGCAAAGGAAACUAAAUCAAAAAAGACGCCGGAAGCCUUUAAGCCAACGCUUAUACUAAACGAGAUUAAUGUGGAUGAGCCCGAGAUGGAGCAGCAGCCAGAACAGCAGACUGCAGCAGAAGCUGAAACUGAAUCAGUUGCCGAGAACCCGACUCAGCAGGCAGCCACAGAGAACACUACGGCUGAUGAGUCUUAGCUGUUGCUCAGUCCUUUUAAUUCCAAUAAUUUCUAACAAUUCAUUUAAAUCAAUAAAUACAAACAACGACACAAUCA
This is a messenger RNA of Drosophila grimshawi, 4642 nucleotides long. Its product is annotated as RNA helicase aquarius. Gene Ontology annotation, molecular function: mRNA binding; helicase activity. The record is from RefSeq and is a predicted model, not a curated record. The transcript has 8 exons. Gene Ontology annotation, cellular component: catalytic step 2 spliceosome. Gene Ontology annotation, biological process: mRNA splicing, via spliceosome. Bases 66 to 4565 code for a protein of 1499 amino acids. Lineage: Eukaryota; Metazoa; Arthropoda; Insecta; Diptera; Drosophilidae.